CACGCGGAGUCACGUGCGUAUUUCCCAAGCGGAGUUUCCACGACAGCUGGAAGCCGAGCGGCAAAGGCGGACCGCUUCUUUGCUAAAAUAAUUUGAAAUAACCAGACUUCUGCUCGUCUCAGCUCCUCCAAAUAAACCCUGGUCUGGCAUGGGCGACAAGAGAAGCCCCACAAGGCCGAAGCGUCAACCGAAGCCCUCCGACGAGGGGUUUUGGGACUGCAGCGUGUGCACUUACAAGAACACGGCAGAGGCUUUUAAGUGCAUGAUGUGUGAUGUCAGGAAGGGGACAUCAACAAGGAAGCCUCGCCCCGUCUCCCAGCUCGUCUCUCAGCAGCAGGUAACGCAGCAGUUUGUGUUGCCAUCUCAGCCCAAGAAGGAAAAGAAGGAGAGAGUUGAGAGGGACAAGAGUGAAAGGGAGUCAACACUGAAGAAGAACAGUCACAAGAAGAUGAGGCCAAGAUUAAAAAACAUCGACAGGAGCAGCGCCCAGCACCUGGAGGUGACGGUUGGAGACCUGACGGUCAUCAUAACAGACUUUAAGGAGAAGGCCAAGCCCACGUCCACCUCCGCCACUUCCUCCAGCUCCGCCUCCACGGCCGACCACCACAGUCAGAACGGCUCCGGGUCAGAAAACACAGAGAGAGGCCUUUCCCGCUCCUCCUCACCCCGGGGAGAAGGAAGCUUGGUCAAUGGGGAGUCCCACUGAGCACCCCCACCAUCCUUCACUCACGGCCUCCAUGCCCAACAUCUUCUCUGCAGGUCCACGGAUCAUCAGUGGAGCUUCCUGGUUUUUCUUCAGCGCUACACAAACGUCACUUAAAAUAACCUUUUUUAGAUAAACUUUCAAGAGGAUUUUAACUUUUUUUUUUUAUCCAAGUCUCAUCUCCACAUCCAUGAAAUUUUGCAAUAUUGAAGCAAUAUGAAAACCCUUUUCUGGGUUGUUUUUAGCAGUUUUACAUUUUAAAUUGGGAUCAUUUUUGCGUAAUCAGAAGGAUGCAGCACUGUUCCAAAGUCUGCUGCUAGAGUGUUUCAUUACAAACAUUCUGAUCUUUGUGAGAAACUUUAUUAGAAAUGAUCCGAGCAACAAUUUGGGACAAGCUUUGGACAGAUUGUUGGAGUGACUCCCAUCACGGUUCGUUUCUUUUCCUCCUUUACAAAGAAAUGUACAGGCAUACCACCACCAUCGUCAGCAGUGGCCAACAGAGUGACCUCCUCUUCCCCCGUGUGGAAUUUUUCUGCCUCUGUGUGAAACUUGUCUUUUCAGUGUCUCGUCACUGAGCUUUUGACCAAGCGGACUCCUGAUCUUGACACGCGGAGCUUUUCCUGUUGAAGCUCCUCUGCUGUAGAGACUUUAUUUUAACACAGCAUGGAGACUGAACUCCUGGAACCAGGUGAUUCUAAUUUUGGAUCCGGUUUGGCGAUAAAAGAGCGAUAGUUAUGAACUUAAAGAGACUUUGCUGAACUGCACAGUGCGAUUUGAAAGGUUGAACCUGGUGUCAUUGUGUUGAACUUUGCAUCAGGUCGCCAUUUAGGGAUGGAAAAUCUUUCCCACCAUUGACUCAGACUAAUCUUGACCUAUUUUAAAGGGAACUACAUAUACCAGAUAGACCACACGAGCAAAAUAAGGACCAGAAUCGGCCUUGGACUACUCCUUCAAUGAUCUUCAGAUGAAACCAAUUUCAGAUAAAUAUAUUAAUUAAUAAAAACCAGGAUUUAAUUGAGAAGUCUUUACCUAUAAAGCUUUUCUUUGUCUGGGUUGUAAGAUCAAAUUAAACAGACUAAGAAUAAAAUUUUCAUAAAAAGGUAGAUCGUAAAAGGAAUCGAUGUAGACGUCAUGCCAAUUACACCACAAACACCUUGUUGGACAAACUGAACUAAACGAAACCAAAUCCCUGGAAGGGUUUCUUAAUGUCUUGACUGGAAGAAUCAUUUUACAAAGCAAACAUCCAUCAGCCAAAAUGCAGCGAGUUUCACGUUUUCCUACAAAUUAAACUGACUACGUGACAAAAAGUAGCUGCAAAAGGCACAUCAGAUGUCGGCCCUUUUAAAUCCCUUUAUCCAAGUCAACAUGGCAGAAAUUGGACCAAAUUUCAAGUCAUUCCACUCCCAAGUUAUAAAUUUGGACUUUUUAGUCUUAAAGGGAUACUAAGCAGUUUUGGCUUGCUCUUAGCAGCCCCUGGUGUCUGUUAGUCAAACCAAAAGUGAAACUUAUCUCCUCGCUGUGCGUUUGUCUUUUUAACGCCUCAGUCUAACAGCUGAAAUGUCUCCCAGCCUUCGUUAGUGUCGACAGGAGCGGUUCAUCACUAAAUCAAGCAAUUCAGCUGUGUUAUGAUCUAAAACAUGUAGAAAGCGUGCUGGAAGCAGACUGCAGAGCCAGGAAUGUCAGCUCUACUUUACUAAGUCCAGCAGGGAGCGGCCCGCCACUCUGAAGUUGCAAGUGUGACAUUCUGGCCACAGAGGGCGGUGGGCUCUGAGUGACCUUUCAUUAGCCCUGUAAAGGGUCAUUUUAGCACAUACUGGUUCAAGAAAAUGAUUGAAAGAUGUGAAAAAGUUGCAAAGUGUGGUUUUAAACAAGCCAUUUGACCAAAUUUGUGUCUAUUAUUAAUAACAGAAAUAAAUAUUUUUUGUUUGACAGAAUAAGCAGCAAAGAACUGAACUAUCAAAGCAAACCCAAGUCAAGUCACUACACUGCUAGUAAACUAGUCGCCCACUUGAGGACUAUUGACUUAUUACUACUGGUUUUAGCAAAAUUGUGGCAAAAAGUCAUUUUUACUUCUCUCAAUUUUAAAAAGAAGAUUUUACAGCCCCAGCCUAAAGUUGCUCUGACAUAAGGAACGUGUUAGUCCUUGUUGACGGAGCCAAACGCCGCUGCAGAACAAGCUUCCCGCUUACAACAGAGCCAAGUCGAUUAUAUUCCUAAUCAGUGACUUGACAGUAGCUGAAAAUGACACCAUGUGCUCCUUUUUAAUCUCCCUGUGCUGCACAGAACAGGGCCGCGUUUGUUUGGGUGGCUUCUGCCCCGAGCCCCCCCUUGCGAUGCAGAACGGACAAGUUCUGGACACGAACUGACGAGGGUGGGGGUGACGGACAGAGCUUUAGAGGAAACCAAUCUCCCAGCGUACACAACACAAAUCAGCCUCACUACACAACAACCAAUAUAUCUUAGAGUAAUUACACAGAGAGCAUAGUUAUUUCUAAAAGUAUAUAUACUGCAGUGUUUUUGGUGUGGUUGUAUUAUUCAACAUAUCAGUGUUGUCGAGAUUUUUACCUAACAUUUUAGCGCACAACCGUCAUGGCAUGAUGAUAUUAAAGUCUUGGUAUAUCGUGGGCAGGCUUUAUUGCCUCUUAGUUUGUGAAUAUUGUUUGUCAUCUCUGGGGUUCGCUGAUCUAGCUGGGACUAGACGCGCGCGCUCAGUAAGAACUGUUCGGAGAAACAUUAAUUUGUGGUGUAAAAAACAAUCGAAAGGACUCUUAAAAGGCCACUCUGUCACUCAAUAACAGUUUUGUUUUUGUUUGUUUGCUUUGUCAUCCUCAUUUGUUAAAACUGUCAACUUGUUCAUUACAUGUCUGAAUAAGAAAUUGAAAACAAGAAAAGCUUGUUGGUUUAUUACACGUGCACGCCUAUUAUUGCUGCUUUGAGACUGCAAACGUGCCUAUGCACGCUUGGUUGUGUUUUAUUUCCUCCCUUAAGCUAUUGAAGAGGGAGUUACUCGUAACGGUUUAAUCUGUCUCACAACACAAGCAGGUUUCGUCUCCAGUUACAGUUUUUGCAAAACAAAAACAAACAUUCGUGUGUUCUGAUAUCUGAAACAUUGUUGUGUUUUGUUUCUGGUUUCUCUUCACCUCCAGUUGUAUAAACACUGAUUAUUUA
Messenger RNA from Nothobranchius furzeri (turquoise killifish), 3871 nucleotides. RefSeq names its product YY1 associated factor 2 (gene yaf2). NCBI's taxonomy places the organism in Eukaryota, Metazoa, Chordata, Actinopteri, Cyprinodontiformes, Nothobranchiidae. Gene Ontology annotation, molecular function: transcription coregulator activity; DNA binding. Gene Ontology annotation, biological process: positive regulation of DNA-templated transcription. Gene Ontology annotation, cellular component: nucleus. The record is from RefSeq and is a predicted model, not a curated record.